UCUCUAUUAGAGUAAAUAUUAUUAUGCAUCGCAGAGUUUCAAGAUUCCAAUUUCAAGUAUCAAAUAAUCAUACAAUUCAAAUCAAACCAUUAUAAAAACAUUGAUUUUUUUGGGCGAUUUUUGGCUAAAACAAGUUGUUUAUAAUUUGCUGCAGUCCACCACUAUAAGCAAUAGCUGUGGUUCAUUAACAUUUUUAUGAGAUUUUUAAAAGAUUGAUCACAAUUUUGCAUAUUCAUUCACUUGCAAACAUUUAUUUUUAUGCUUAUACUCAACGUACGAUCAACGGCCAACGUUAUAAAUAAUGAUGAAGCAGCAUUUGGCGGCAAAGAGUAGCAGCAGUUUUUCAAGUUUACUACCGUGUCUGAAAAUUAAUCAUAAUAAGCGUAAACAUUAUAAAUGUGGUGAAAACAUUAUGUUUACAUUUGCUCUUAUAAUCUUGACUACACUUUUGAACUUGUGUUGUGGCGUGCAAUAUCAGCCGCCACACAACAAUCAUCGUUUGCUGGAAGCACAUCGACCAUCAUCAUUGCAAUUGGCCAAACAAUGGAAACUGUUUACGUUCAACUUCCUGUCGCAUGCCCCCAUAAAUGACAUGAAUUUCUUUAAUCCAUCAAAUAUCUUGGCAACUGGCCUUGUUGUGACCGAGGAUCGUUUUAUUAUUGCAACGCCAAAGUUGUUUUCUGGUGUACCGUCAACAUUGAACUGGGUUUCAAGAUCAGCCUAUGAAGAUUCACCAGUUUUACAGGCCUAUCCCGAUUGGUCUUUCGCCACCACCGGACGUACCGAUUUCAAUUGCAGCGAUUUGGUUUUGGUCUCAGUCUAUCGCCUACGUUUAGAUUCCUGUAAUCGUUUAUGGGUUUUGGAUGCUGGCAUCUCACGUUCCCUCGAAGAUUACGAAAAAACUUGUCCGCCCAAGAUUUUAGUCUUCGAUCUGAAAACGAAUCAAGUGGUUAGACGCAUAGAUUUUCCAGCGGGCGUGCUUAGGGGAGAAUCUUUGUUCACCAAUUUGAUUAUAGAUGAGACAACAUCUAAAGCGGGUACUUGUGAUGAUGUGUUUGUCUACAUUUCGGAUACAGUGGAACCCGGUAUUGUGGUGUAUGACAGCAUAAGAGAUACAACUUGGAGAGUUACACACCCGGCCAUGUACCCUGAUCCCGAUUUUGCUCAAGCUGAUAUUCUCAAUGAUCGUUUUGUGUUGAUGGAUGGUAUUGUUGGUAUAACAUUCGACGCUAAAAAGGGCUUAGUUUAUUUCCAACCUUUUGCCACUGACAGAAUUUUCUCAGUCACUCGAGAAGUCUUAAGAGCUGGCCCCAUAGCCAUUAAUCAAGUAUUGCCCGUAAAGUUGGUGGGCAAAAAAUCGUCACAAGGUAUUGGUAUUGCUGUAACGACAGAUGGUACAUUAAUAUUCAGUCCUUCAACUGAAACUGCAGUAGCUACAUGGAAUCCCAACACAAACGAACAAAACAUUUUGGCUCAAGAUAAAGAGCAUUUACAAUUCAUCUCCGACAUCACUCUAUCGCCCCACGAUCCCGGCUAUGUUUAUGUAAUAUCGUCCAAAUUCCAUAGAUUCUUUUUGAAAAAUCUCAAUGUUGAGGAAGUGAAUAAUCGUCUUAUAAGAAUCCCACUACCCGGUUACACACCACACCUGCCAGCCAUACAACCUUCACCAUACGCCCUUAAACCUUAUGCCAUUCAAGGAAAUCUUAAUUCCUACUACCAGCUAACCAACUCUCUACAACCGAAAACUACAAAUAGUGCUCCCUACUUCAGUAGACCGGCUGUAACCAGCAGUCAUCCCUAUAACUUUGAAAAUACUGGUAUCAUAAAUUAUUCUUCUAAGAAUCCGUUUACCGCUCUGAACCAGGGCGAAUCGUUCCCUCCCCGCAAAGAACAACGCAAUCAAGAUCAAUAUUCGUUUUUGGAAAGUUUAGCAGCAAUAACAUCUUCAGCACCAUCGGAUCCUUCCUCAAUAUUAAAUAUUCAUCCAAAUAGUGGCAAUCCUCCAGGUUUUUAUUAUUCCCGUUCAGCGCGCAAUGCUAAUAAUAAAGAGACAGAAAAUGUAAGUGAACAAUAAAUGUGUAGAGUGGUUAGU
Molecule: messenger RNA, 2092 nt
Organism: Calliphora vicina (urban bluebottle blowfly)
Lineage: Eukaryota; Metazoa; Arthropoda; Insecta; Diptera; Calliphoridae
Gene: yellow-e
Product: L-dopachrome tautomerase yellow-e
Exons: 5
Coding region: 302-2074 (590 amino acids)
Cellular component (GO): extracellular region
Source: RefSeq, a predicted model, not a curated record